This is a messenger RNA of Ilex paraguariensis (yerba mate), 850 nucleotides long. NCBI's taxonomy places the organism in Eukaryota, Viridiplantae, Streptophyta, Magnoliopsida, Aquifoliales, Aquifoliaceae. The record is from the annotation of a GenBank genome assembly.
AUGCUUGCAUACUUCUGCUUUCUGGAGCAACUUCUGGUGUCUAAUCUGGGACCUCGUGCUCUAGCCAUCUCUUUACCUUUCUCUUGUGUUUUAGGUCUCCUUUCAUCCAUGAUAGCUUCUACGAUGGUGAGCAAGAGCUACCUAUGGGCUUAUGCUUCAUUCCAGUUUGCAAUCGUCAUACUGUUCGCUCAUAUCUUUUAUAGCAUCCUCAACGUAAAUGAGAUUCUAUCGGUGCUCCUUUCCUCAUUCACUGGGUUUGGGAUUGCAAUCAGCAUUAAUUCGUUGCUUGCAGAAUACUUGAGAUGGAGGGCAACCCGACAUCUAGGAUCUUCCCGUGAGCAUAUUAAUGGUAGUGUGCAGCAGCAGCAACAACAGCAUGAGCACCAACAGCACCACCGUCACCACCCUGACCAAUAUCAACCUCAUCAUAUUUACCAUCAUCAACUGCAACAACAGUCGAUGGAAAAUCUCGCUAUGGGAUCAACAGAUGAUACCAGGCAUCAGGAAACCAGGAUGCAAAUCACAUGAUGAUGGGACAGGUUUUUUGCCAUAAUAGGUUAGUAAAAUGCUGACUUCUAUGAUAAAAAUACAACUCUAUCGGCACUUGCUCAAUAAUAUGGAUCUUUCCUCUAGUGUCAGCACUAGUCUGGAACCAGUAAUCUUACGAAUGGUGAUUGUGUAGUCAGGGAUGAUCUCAUUUAUAUGUUGGCAAUUGGCAAGCAAUGUUGUCUAUGUAAGAUUGAUAGGGCAUUGGAGUAAUAUACUGUUCUCUUAACGAAAGAGAAACUACAUGUUAUAGGAAUAAUUUCUAAUACAAUUUCAUAAGGGCUCAGUUUUUGUUGUUUGGGGG